This is a messenger RNA of Parathielavia appendiculata, 1171 nucleotides long. RefSeq lists its product as uncharacterized. Bases 69 to 1109 code for a protein of 346 amino acids. Lineage: Eukaryota; Fungi; Ascomycota; Sordariomycetes; Sordariales; Chaetomiaceae. The transcript has 2 exons. The record is from RefSeq and is a predicted model, not a curated record.
CCUCACCUAUCUGAGACUUCGAUUUUCUUUAAUUAAGCUGUUUCGUUGUGCGUCAGCGACUGACAAGAAUGGCUACAAGCGUCCUGCACACUCCUUCCUCGCCAGGACAGCAAGGUCCUCUACUUGACGCUGAGGCAUCUCCAUACUCAGGUCAUGCUCAGAGCAACUGGGACUGUACGACCGAGGUCAAUGACACCCACAACCACAAUAUCCCGGCAGCCAAUGGCAUGUGGAUGGGGGAUGCGCCCCCAACAUCAUACUACGAUUCAACAACCGCCGCCUUCGGCACGCCACUGAACGUAACCGCCUGGUCAGAAUAUGGAACAGCUCCCGAGGGCAGCAACAUGCCUUCUCCAGCCGGCACCCUCCCAAGCCCAAGCUUCGAACCCGACGGGCUACUUUGGCCCAUGUCGCCAACCAACGCUGCCUUCACCAACCCCUGGACUCUGAGAGACCAGCCACUGCGAUCUCCGCUAUCCGAAGCACCGUCGUACAUUCUGGCGCAAAGACUUCCGACAGACGAAGACGGCAUCCGUACCAGUCAGCCAGUUAAACCCCCAGCGAGCGGCUACAACUCUCCUGCCACAACCUCUCCCUCGCCCUCAGCCUUCUCUCAGCUGCAGAACAAUCCAAAGCACAAUGUCAACCGCCCAACAUCCUCCUCAAAGCGCCCAGCAACACCAGCAGCAGGACCAGAGCCCACCCGCCUCCGCACCUUCAAGCGCUACAGAUCCGACACGCCACCCUCCACCACCAACAACACCGCACCAAGCACAACGAACAGCAGCACCACCAACACCACCACAACAACAACAACAAAGACGACACUGGGCGGGGUGCUGCCAGCCGACGUCGACCCGCGCGUCGCCUGCGAGCGGAUCCGCCGCCAGGCUUGGGAGCGAUGCAACGCCCAGGCGCUCGAGAUGGCGCAGCGGCGGACGAUGCUGCGGGGCCACGAGCACGGGGCGCUGGAGCGGGAGAUGGAGAGGCUGAGAGUGAAUUUGGAAUUGAUGAAGCAGCGGGAGAGGGAGGCGGAUCGGAGGCGGUGGGAGGGUGGUGAUGAUGCCGGAGACGGUGGUGGGGAGAUGGUGAGGAUGACGGUGGAGUAGGUUGCACUGGUAUAAGGAGAGGGGAGGGGCUGAGGGGGAUAUCUGGAAAUGGUGUUUCGGAG